Messenger RNA from Penicillium lagena, 417 nucleotides. RefSeq lists its product as uncharacterized. The coding region runs from base 1 to 417 and encodes 138 amino acids. The record is from RefSeq and is a predicted model, not a curated record. NCBI's taxonomy places the organism in Eukaryota, Fungi, Ascomycota, Eurotiomycetes, Eurotiales, Aspergillaceae. The transcript has a single exon.
AUGAAUGCCCAUGACAAAGGUGAGAGACCCCUGACAACAAUCACUCCUGAAUACCGGCAAACCCCGAAAGCCAAUGCCCGGGCCGACUCCAUCCACACACAUACACACACACACCUUGCAACGAACCACAGACUUUGUCUUGGCCUGGACCCGCCGACGGGAAAGGACCGCGCGCGGGAAAGAACCGUCCACCGGACCGAGUCCUACGAUGUAUCGACCGAGUGGGCUGAACACUACAGAAAAUUUCCCGAGGGUCCGCCGCGCACGAUCACGAAAUGCAUACCCUGCGAUCGCCGCGCCCCGGGUCCCCCCACCGCGAUUGGCUCAAAUUCCCGAUCAAUAGAAGGUUUGCAGGCUGCACGCCAUGCUUUGCUCACGACCCUGAUCCCAGUCGCACUGCAUGGCGUGAUCGGGUAA